This is a messenger RNA of Marasmius oreades (fairy-ring Marasmius), 258 nucleotides long. RefSeq lists its product as uncharacterized. NCBI's taxonomy places the organism in Eukaryota, Fungi, Basidiomycota, Agaricomycetes, Agaricales, Marasmiaceae. The transcript has a single exon. Bases 1 to 258 code for a protein of 85 amino acids. The record is from RefSeq and is a predicted model, not a curated record.
AUGGACAAGGGUAUGAACAGCGCCCUCGCCUUACUCAACCUCCUUAAACUCGAGCCCGCUACAGCCAAAACGCUUGCUGUGCUCGUCGUUGUCGUACCACUCACAUACAUAGCUCUUCGGAUUCGAUAUCCUUGCGUCACUUCCACCUCACUGCUCAAGACGGUACAACUUGCCAAGGAAACAUUUGACAAGUGUGUUUUGACGGAAUCGUUCAACGAAGGAGAGUACGACGGCUACAAGAAGCGUCUUCAUCGGUAA